AGAAGGCUCGUUUUGGGUGGACCCUGUGUUUAAUUUCCAGAUCUAGAAGAGCUUUGUUUUCCUGCACAUGCUAAGCACCAUAUUCCUUUUUGAAACAAUGCACUCCACUAUUGCGAUACCUCUGUUUUGCUUAUAUCUAGGGUACCCGAGUGGUAAUCAUUGGAGGCUGAUUGGUUUUUUCGGUCGUAAGCCAAAGGAAAAGGAUGAGGUUGGUAAAGUCGUUACGGGGAAUAAUUCUGUUUUAGUCUUACAAGGGGCUCUAGUUCCCUUAUUGAAAUUUGGCAACAAGGGCUUGCAAAGGAUUGGAAUAGUUAGGGCAUGGUUGAGAGCCCAUGGCAACAAGGGAGGUGCCUGGGUUUGUAUGGAGGAGCAUGGUCCUCCUAUUGAUUGAACCUGUUUUAGGGACGACAUAUAGUGGGUUGGGGACUGCUGAUGUCGAAUUUUCCCUGCUCUCCCCAUGAAGCUGGCUAAAUAGGUGAGGACGUCCAGUAGUUUCAGACACUCAUAGCGACCUCCUUUUCUACUUUUGUAGCCCUAUUUUUGCCCUUACAGCGAUUGUAGUUACAAUCUUUAGUCAUAAAUGGCCCUCUUCGCUUAAUUGUCCAUAUAUGUCAUGGGCACAGUUUAAAUCUGUUACUAAUGCUGUAGGUUAUGCUUCUGUCCUUCAUUUGGCUAUAAUGCCUUGCUAGAGAUUCUUAUGUAAUCUCUUGAUAUUUAAUAUAAUUCUCUAUUUCCU
This is a messenger RNA of Rubroshorea leprosula, 736 nucleotides long. The record is from the annotation of a GenBank genome assembly. NCBI's taxonomy places the organism in Eukaryota, Viridiplantae, Streptophyta, Magnoliopsida, Malvales, Dipterocarpaceae.